AUGAAGCUCAAACUCAAGAACCCGAACGCCGCUCCCAGCGAUGCGCCGCCCUCAGAACCUCCCCCGUCCGACGCGCCUACACCCGUUUCCGCAAAACCAGGAGGCCUUAAGAUCAAGUUGAAGCCCGCAGCCCCCGCGGCCGGUGAGCCUGCGGAUAGCCAGAAUGGCGAGGCCAAAGUGAAGCGCAAGUACACCAAGAAGCCCAAACUCGACGAAAGCGGUAAUGUCAUUCCCCCGGGAAAGCCUGGACCCAAGAAGAGAGCACGCGAAGACGGCGGCGAUGAUUUCGAUUCACCCGCCGCCAAGCGCAAACCGAAGCCUACCGCGAAGAGCCUCGCCAUGGCUAACGAUACCGACGACGAGGACGACUACACCGCGGUCGAACAACCUCCACCACAGCCCAUCAAGUCGCACAAUCGCACUCAAUCUAUCAAACUCUCCAUCAAACCGAAGGGAGCCAUGGGCUCGGCGAGACCCAGUACUGCUAUCCUCAAGGUCAAAGGUGCGGGAAAGCCGCCAGUCAGACCAUACGGUGUCGGUUAUGACAGUGAAGCAGAGGAGGCGGAACCCGACCCAGCGAUCGAAUCGCAGUUUGUGCUGCGCAUGAAGCCCGGCCCAGACUGCGAUCUUCUGCGCAAGUCCAUCGAGGAGAAGACUAUCGGCAAGAGCGUAUCGCAGGGAGGGCCCGGCGUACACUUCCGAUUCUUCGACCGCGAGGGUCGGCGAGCCAUGCUCACUAUACAGAACCGCAUGUACGCUGCGACCAUGGUCGAGCUCCCCGCAGUCAUAGAGUCGCUGAAGAGUUGGAACAAGAAGGAUUGGGUCAAGACCGCAGACGUAUGCCAGAUGUUACUAGUUUUGGACGAGGUUAAGAACGAGGACGAAGCUAGGAAGUUCCCGCUUCCUUCCUAUAUCUCUCCAGACACCCAUCGGUUUCCCCAUGGUCUGACACCACCCAUGAAGUGGGCUCGCAAACGGCGUUUCCGCCCUCGCAAAUCAUACAUUGAUGUUGAGCGAGCCGAGGCGCAGUUGAAUCGACUAAUAGAGAAUGAUGCGACUGCAGUGUCAACAAAGUACGAGAUGGUAGAUAGUGAGGCAGAAAGCUCAGAGGAGUCAAGUUCUGAAGAGGAGGUCGAUGACGAUGAAGAGAUGGCAAAUGCUACCCAAGUGGAGGAAAUGGAUGCCGACCAACUGGAGCAGAUGCUUGCUGAAGGACUCAUGGAUGACGAGGUUGAGUUCCAGGGCGACAAUGAUCAGCUCAACGCCUUGCUCGCUGGUAACAACAAUGUGCAAGUUGAACAGGUCGACACUCCUACGACCGCUCACGAUGUCGCUAUGCACGCUCUGGGCCAUAACGGCAACGUCGUCGAAACUGAGACUGCGGCUUCUACUCCAGCAGCAGCGACAUCUGCAGACGACGAUGAUGACGAUGACGAUGCAGAUUCUGAUGAAGACGUCGAUGAGGUGGAUGAAGCCGCGGCGGCUGAAGAGCAACGUCAAGAGCAACUCCGGGGUGAGAUUGCAGAGUUGGAGAGGGCUAUUGUUCAGAGCACAGAAGCGCGCGACAGGCAGACCAACGUCCUCUUCAAGAAGCGUGUGCAAACCCAGAUCGAUAAGCAGAAGGCCGAUCUUGCAAUCAAGCGUAAGCAGCUCGGAAAUGAGGAGGCGGAUGAAUAA
Messenger RNA from Alternaria postmessia, 1677 nucleotides. RefSeq lists its product as uncharacterized. Gene Ontology annotation, molecular function: RNA polymerase II general transcription initiation factor activity. The coding region runs from base 1 to 1677 and encodes 558 amino acids. NCBI's taxonomy places the organism in Eukaryota, Fungi, Ascomycota, Dothideomycetes, Pleosporales, Pleosporaceae. The record is from RefSeq and is a predicted model, not a curated record. Gene Ontology annotation, cellular component: transcription factor TFIID complex. Gene Ontology annotation, biological process: RNA polymerase II preinitiation complex assembly; transcription initiation at RNA polymerase II promoter. The transcript has a single exon.